CAGGCAAGCAAAGACAUGCUCAUAGACAUCAUAAGAGUUGGAAGAGACCCCAAGGGCCACCCAAUCCCACCCGCCUCUGCCAUGCAGGAACUCUCAAUCAGAGCACCCCCAACAAUAUGUUGUGCGCCUUGCAAGUCGUUUCCGACUCAUGGCAACCCCACCUUGGGGUUUGUUCCUGGCACGAUUUGUGUGCCUUCAUUUGUGUGUGUGUUCACCUGCAGGGGCCUCGCCUCGACCAACAACCGCUCCGGAGAAGACAGCUGGCUGAAGUCGCUCUUCGUCCGCAAAGUCGAUCCCCGAAAAGAUGCCCACUCCAACCUCUUGGCCAAAAGGGAGACCAGCAGCCUUUAUAAACUGCAGAUUCACAAUGUCAAACCGGAGUGCCUAGACGCCUACAACAAGCUGUGCCAAGAGGUGCUGCCAAAUGUCCACGAAGGGAAAGAGUAUCCCUGUACGUUGGUUGGGACGUGGAACACGUGGUAUGGAGAGCAAGAUCAGGCAGUCCAUCUGUGGCGGUACGAGGGAGGCUACCCUGCGCUGACGGAGGUCAUGAGUAAGCUUCGACAUGACAAGACGUUCAUGGAGUUCCGCAAAGCAAGGGGAAGCAUGCUUCUUUCUCGCAAGAACCAGCUGCUGUUGGAGUUCAGCUUUUGGAAUGAACCCGAACCCAGGGCUGGACCCAAUAUCUACGAACUGAGGUCCUACCAGCUUCGUCCUGGAACAAUGAUCGAAUGGGGCAACUACUGGGCUCGAGCCAUUGGUUUCCGGCAGGAUGACAAAGAAGCCGUCGGUGGCUUCUUUUCGCAGAUUGGGCAGCUGUACAUGGUCCAUCACCUUUGGGCUUACAAAGACCUCCAGACAAGAGAAGACAUCAGGAACGCUGCGUGGCACAAACCAGGAUGGGAUGAGCUGGUAUACUAUACAGUGCCCCUGAUUCAAGAAAUGGAGUCCCGGAUUAUGAUCCCGUUGAAGAUUUCUCCUCUUCAGUAAAAGCCACUGACUGGUGCCUCUGGGUAGAUUUAGAGCGACAAAAGCGUUGGUCUUGUCUUCGUUUUGUUUCCCUUCUCCUCCUCUUCACGUUUAUUUAACCGUUUUGCGUGUGACAGUGGCAACCCUGACUCCGGAAAGUACUGUAUCCUGGGGCAGAGGAAUGAUACCUCGCAGGGGCACUUAGAAAAGCUGUAAGGGGGUCAUCAUUUCUUUUCUUCUCUUAAGUCUUAGUGUUCAGGCACCAAACCUCUUUGGAACGCAGGCAAGCGUUUGGAGAAGCGGCAGGCGCUGAAGGAAACGCACAAAUUCUGGAACGGUGCUGUAUUUAAUUCGACACGCACACUCCCUUGCAAGCUUUUAUUCUUCCAUCAUUGCAGUCACUCCUUCAUGUUCUCCAAAUGUUGGAGCGGAGGGCAUCUACAUGUAGAAAACUAGCAUGUCAGGUUAAUAGUUGGUUUGAAGCUGCCUUACUUGACUCCAUUGUGGUAUCAAUAGGCCACCUUUGAUUCUGGGAAGUUCAUCACUUGGAGAUGUAUAUAUGUUGCUGGAAAGGAAAUGCUCUCCGUUCGAACACUCAGCCCUAGCAAUGUGGCUGCUUUCCUUGGAGCGAUGGGGUCCCUGUAAACCUGGGCGCAUCUGCACCACAAUGCUAGUAUUUCGGUCCCACUUCAGCCGCCGUGGCUCAGCCCUGGGAUUUGUAGUCUGGCGAGGUGCUUUGAAUGCUCUGCUGUCCAUGAUGGCAAUGCACUAAAGCCCUCCAUGGAAGGAAUUCCAAGCGGGCUACAAAUCCUAGGAUUUCGCAGGACUGGCAAUGAAAGUGGUAUCGAAGUGCUUUAGGUGGGCAGUGUAGAUGCAGCUCUGGCCUGAAUGAACAGAUCCAGAAGCUCCUUUCCUUGCUUCUACCUGAGCUGAUAAGAAACGAAAGUCACUGGAGGAUUUUGGAGUCCAGACCAAUGCAAGGCUUUCUCAAACCAAGAUUCAUAUCCACAGAAUAGGCGGCAUCGUUCACCUUUUUGCAAGCACUCCUGGAUUGUGCGGCAAAGCCAAACGCAGGAAGGAAGGGUUGUUUAUUAUUAUUGUUGUUAUUAUUAUUAUUAUUUAAUUGAAUUCAUGAUUUAAAACUUUAGUUUGUGUGAUUCAACUCAGAGAAAGCAAUUCUGCUAUGAGACAAUGGAAACAAAAACGAAGCCUAUGAAAUCGCUUAGGAUCAGCACAAUGCGCUGUGCCCCACUUUUCCAUUUUGGGUUUCACUUAGACUAGAGAGAGAAGUGUGUGUGUGUGUGUGUGUGUUGUGUGUCGUCGUGUGUCUGUGACAUUUCGAGCAUCGCGUACGUUGGAGCCAUGCGCUUGUCAGCUCACAAAUCAGUGCAAUUCACUGUUACGUUUGGUGGCCUAGGAAAUGUGUAUAUACAUUUCGGUGAGGUUUUUUCCUUCUUCUGGCCAAACGCAUCAAUUAAAAAUAUAUCCGAUUGAUUUUCUCAUA
Sceloporus undulatus (fence lizard) is the source of this 2473-nucleotide messenger RNA. It is a transcript of the gene NIPSNAP2, whose product is annotated as nipsnap homolog 2. The record is from RefSeq and is a predicted model, not a curated record. The coding region runs from base 16 to 990 and encodes 324 amino acids. Gene Ontology annotation, cellular component: mitochondrion. NCBI's taxonomy places the organism in Eukaryota, Metazoa, Chordata, Lepidosauria, Squamata, Phrynosomatidae. The transcript is spliced from 9 exons.